Microstroma glucosiphilum is the source of this 859-nucleotide messenger RNA. RefSeq names its product ubiquitin-conjugating enzyme E2 2. Gene Ontology annotation, biological process: protein polyubiquitination; DNA repair; proteasome-mediated ubiquitin-dependent protein catabolic process. Lineage: Eukaryota; Fungi; Basidiomycota; Exobasidiomycetes; Microstromatales; Microstromataceae. Gene Ontology annotation, cellular component: HULC complex. The transcript is spliced from 3 exons. Gene Ontology annotation, molecular function: ubiquitin conjugating enzyme activity. The record is from RefSeq and is a predicted model, not a curated record. The coding region runs from base 55 to 606 and encodes 183 amino acids.
CAUCAGCACCUACCUUCCACCGCUACUGACACUCUCCGUCGCUAACGCUCAGACAUGUCCACACCCGCCAAGCGCCGUCUGAUUCGAGACUUCAAGCGUCUGUCUACGGACCCGCCCGGAGGAAUCAGUGGAGCACCAUGCCCCGACAAUCUCAUGGUGUGGAAUGCAGUCAUCUUUGGCCCUGCCGACACUCCCUUUGAAGAUGGGACAUUCAAACUCUUAAUGACAUUUGACGAAUCUUAUCCGAAUAAACCGCCCACGGUCAAGUUCCUCUCGAGGAUGUUCCACCCAAACGUCUAUGCCUCGGGGGAGUUAUGUCUGGACAUUCUACAAAACAGGUGGUCCCCCACCUACGACGUCUCUGCCAUUCUCACAUCAGUGCAGUCUCUGCUCAAUGACCCCAACUCGGCCAGUCCAGCCAAUGUGGAGGCAGCAUCCCUCUGGAAGGAGAAUCGUAGAGAAUACGUAAAGAGGGUCAAGAAGACGGUAGAGGAGAGUUGGAUGGACGAUGGAGAGGAGAUGAAGCUAGAAGAGAUGGACGAGGACGAUGAGGGAGAUGGAGAGGAGGGAGGUGGUGGUGGCGCAGCACCUGCGACAACAUCAUAGGCGCAUACGCCGACAUCCGUACGUCCCAGAUCGAAGGACUGCCAAGUCUUUGAGCUAUAUGCCCUCUUGGCCUACUGCACCUCGCACCACCAGCUGUGGUGGUGAAUGUUCUCAUACGCUGUCCUCACUCUUCAACCGAUCCCUUUGGUCUACGACCUUCAUCAUCUGUGCCUCCUGUCUCUUCACUUCUUUGUAAUAACACCAUCUUCGAUUCAUGGCUCUUUCUCCAAUCUAGACGUUGCUCCAGGAGGGA